Molecule: messenger RNA, 5181 nt
Organism: Porites evermanni
Lineage: Eukaryota; Metazoa; Cnidaria; Anthozoa; Scleractinia; Poritidae
Source: the annotation of a GenBank genome assembly
AUGGAGUGGUCCAUUUCCUAUCAGAGUAGAAAACAAGGUUUGCUUCAAAUACGAUAUUGUUUUCUUUAUCUUGUAUUAUUUUAAAAAAUGGAAUAUGCAUUAAUUUUGUGUUUUUUAGUGUGACACUAGCCUCCCUGCAGACGUCCUUUGGGGUUUGUUCGUCACACAUUCAUUUCUCCCCCACGAUGUCUGCUAAACACAGCCAACAUUUACGUUCUUGUUUGUUUGAAUAAGCCAAUAAACGGUUAGUUAUUGUGUCACGAUCAGCCAAUAACGAGCUGCGAUACAACUGAAACGGCACCUACGAAUUAUUUCUCACUUUUUCAGAGGAAUAUUUAUUCCAUGCCUAUGCAUGGAUGAGACUCCGAAGAAAGUUGUAAGAAGUGAUUUUUUUUGUUUUCUUUGCAGCUGUAAUUUAGGAAAGGACCAAGUCUGUGUGUUUAGAAAAAGCGCGGUCAACAUCGCAAGCCUCAUCAAACGUGCUCUGUACGUUGAUAUGUCUUUGUAUUCUUCAAGUGAAUUAUUUAUUUGCACAGCUAUCUUCUACCUGAGACAACUCAAAUGUUUUGAAAAAAUCACAGAAAUGAUGCAAUAAAGCUGUAGUCAGCUGUACAGUUUUGCCGGAAGUUGUUGUAAGUAUAAAAUAAUCUGCUUUUCUCUGAAAGACUACAGAAAACAGUGUCUCACAGGAGCGUGGAGCGGUUUUCAGCGCGGUUGAAAACAGUUCUUAUUAACUCUGUAUAUAUUCGAAGUAUUAAGAAAAGAGAACUUGGAAGUGUGUAUAGGGAAGAUUUUCAAAGCAUUCUUUGAAAACAAAGGGUGUUUCCUUUUUUUGUGAAAUGUAAUUCCACCAAGGUCGUGGCUCACAAACCAAGCACCAAUACGUGAAAUUUGGUUGUAUUUUUUCAAGAGUCGGUAAAACAAAAUAUUCGAAGUCUACAGCAAUGUGCUUCCAGCGGCAGAAAAUGGUUAUCUGAAAACUUGUUCUGCAAAAAGGCACGUCUUCCCGUUGCAUUUCAUUUAUUCACAAGCCAAGUAAACAUGACCCCGGUGCCACCGAAGUCCAAACUUCAAGCUAGAACGACAAAUUAACCUACCUGUCAACAAACUUUAAUUUGGCUCCUUCAAUGAAAGAAAGAAUGCUUAUAAUCAAUAAAUCAUUGGACCUUUCAUUUUUCACCAUAUUUUAUUUCUCAACGAAAUAUUUAAUCAUGCUGCAGCUUGGAAAAGUCGCGGACCAAGGCCAACAUACUAACUGUGCAAGUCACUUGCUAACAUUUCCUGCACUGAUCAAUCUUCAACUAAGCUUCUGGGCUUCCGCAAACAACAAAGAAAGCCCCUCUCUCGUAAACCCUCAUAUUCUCUUCGCUAAUAUCACUGAGCGUUACAGCAGGAAUACCAAUAUUUGCCACCUUUGUAGCUUGAUCUUUCCUAAGAUUUACCAGGGGCGAAACAAAAACAACAAUAUGUCCAGUAGUUCUACGCACUGUGUCGCAAAAAAGCGGCAAAGCUUGAUACAUAAGGGAUUUGCCAAAUCGCGUCGGCAAAUUUAUGAACUCAUCGGUCUUCUCUAUAAAAUUUGCAGGAUAGUUUCUCUCUGAUACUUGUUUAACUCUGUAUUUAUUACAAAUUUCUCGCACACCCGAUCAAAAGCCUCACUGAUCGUGUGAAUCUGAACAAGCUGCUCAUGUUACAUUUUACAAAAAUCUUUAAACAGCCGUAAAUGUCACCUGUGUUUAGCAGACAUCCGUGAGGAAGAAAUGAAUGCGUGACGAACAAACCCCAAAGGACGUCUGCAGGGAGGCUAGUGUGACGCUGGUAUUCAUUUCCUUCAUCCUAUUUUGAUUUAUCUCACCUACACUAUACAUGUUCAAUGUGGCUCAGUGCAAGCCGCACUGAUAAUUCACUUCAUUAUAUAAAUACCAAUGAAAUACCAGGUGAGCUUUCGCAUGAGGACUUGAUAUCUUCACACAUCAAAAUAACAUGUUAUCUUCACAAUGAAAAGAGCACUGUUGCUAUGGCUACAUAAUAAAUUGCACCUUGCGCAGCAAGAAAAAAUAAUGAAAGUAAAAUGGUUUGGUAUUUGAUUGGUGUUUCUAUAAUCAAUAGAACAUUACAUGACCACUUGGAGAUACAAAAUUUUUCUUCUUGUGUUAAAAAAUAUUUUACUUGUUUGCUGCUCUCAACCGUGAAAUAGUUUUUAACACUCAAAGAAAAACUUUGUAUCUCCACGCGGCCAUGUAACAUCCUCUAUACCUUGUAUGAGUUUUGGAAAACUUAUACAUAAAUUUACAAAAUUAAAAUAACAAUAAAAAUUAUGAACUCCAGCUUGAAUUUCUUCAAGCAUUUUUUACCAUUUUUAGAGGUAUAUCUCACACUCAAGACAGUGUUUCAUCCGAUAUCCCUGACAACUGAAACUCUUUUGGCUGUGCAUCUUUUUUUCUCCUGGUGUCUGGGUACCAAAUUUAACACUUUGCAUCAUCUUUAUUACUAACUUGUGAUUAUUAAAUUCAUUGAACAUUAGCCUGAGUAUCAGGCGUUUCUGGAGGAAAUAGGGACGAGAAGAGAGUGAAGGGGAGACAGCGACUUCCUCUCUGUCUUCCCUCCUGCACCCCCUCCCCCACCCUCUAAGUUCUCCUUUCCACUAACCCCUAAGGAAGGCUUUAUACUCGCGUUAAUCGAACACUAAUUCUCUACUGGAAUAUUUACCGUGUCAGGUAAAUCAUACCAGAUGUAAUAUAUUAUCUCCAUUUUUAUUUGUAUUAACAGUGGACCUGGUAUAGCAGGAUAUCGAGAGGAAAAUGGAAGUGAAUUUGUCGCCUCGGCAGGUCAGUACAUGAGUCCGUAGUAAAAAGAAGUAAGCUUACUUUAUAAUUACACAGAAACUAUUUGUGGUUGUAUCUAUCCACGAAUGGAUGAACAGAAAAUAUGGCUACCUUUUUUUUUUCAAGUUUAGCCAUUGUACCCCGAGAGAAAAACUGGGUUUUAGUUGGUUUCCAAAAUUGGCCAGAAUGCGUUGACUUUAAGUUACUCUUGGCUUUACAAAGCAGUUCGUCUAAGACUAAGUCUUCCAAAGAAGAGGGGACGUCGAUAACGCAUGGGUCGUCCACGCACGCAUGUAUAAUCAAGAAGAGGUAAUUUUGGCACUUGCUUGACAUACAAAACCAUUCUCCCAGUGAGAAAUAUUAUCGAGAGUAACGAGGGACUUCUUGACAUACCGGUAUAUUUAUUUGUUUAUGUACUAUUACAUUUUUUAUCUUGCCAUCCAAUAGUUAUAUUUCCUUUCACUGAUUAAACUUUUGCAACAAGAAACUGAAUUGCUGUCGUUGCUUUGCAGCCGAGGGAGGGUCGUUGUUGCCAAGGAUACCAUAUGAAGAGGGAUUUCGUCGUUUUGUUGUGCGAAUAGACCGGAUCGGUCUAAAAGAUGCGCAUGUUUACCUAAAUCCUUUCAUCACUGUCUCUGUUAAAGGUACUGAUAAAACAUUUCGCGCUUUAGUUAACUGACAUUUACAAUCAUACAUAGAAAGCGCGAACAUUACGAUAUUGUGAAGUGUGCGUUAUACUGCGUUUUUCGUUAUCGAACGUGUGAAACGAGCAUGACUUGCUUGCAAGAUUGAACUCAGUUCCUCUACUAGAAAAGGGGCGGGCUUGCAUUCUGUAGAGCGUGAAAUUGUGUCAGUCAGGAAAACGUUUUCUUCUUUGUCACCGGCCAGAAUGUUAUCUUCUGAGCAUGGAGUGAACCUAAAGAACCUAAAGCAUUAAUUCCGUUCACCUGUGAACGGAAAGCUCCCGUGAAGGAGGCAAACUGAAAUAACCAGAUCAUUUCAUUUCUCCACCAACUAUUUUUUUUCCUGAACUAUCCCGUCCCUGAAAAGAGGCGCUUAAUUGAAAUGUUCACCUUCACUAGACCGUGUUAGAGAGAGACUGAGGCUGAGACUGAGACUACGUGAGCAGUCUUUCUUUUUAGUGGAGGUUCACCGUGAGACACCAGAAACGAGGGAGUCUCGUCUCGUCUCAGAAAUAAGAGAGACUGCCUGACUUGUUACAUGGUUUUUUCAUUCCUGCAGACGCUAACAGUGUUAAUGUGACCCCGCCCCAAGAUACACCCAUGUCAAACAGAAAAGAUGGAAAAUAUAUCAACUUUGGUUUUGAUGUGGAGAUUCAAAAACCAAUAGAAAAGCUUCCAAGAGGUAAAAAUGAUAAUAAGCUGCGACGGAACUAUUUAAGGUUAACCUGCGUAGCAGACGCCGGUUUUGUAAGGGCGAACAGAGAAAUUUCGUGGACGCUCGCGCGCACUAGGGAGAACGUAAAACUUAACCACAAUACUUAACCAGCGCCUUCUACGCAGGCUAAUUCCAGGCUAACGAACGUGUCUUUCUUUCGAGACCUUGAAAAGGUAAGAAAAUUUUUUUCCUCAUAAUUAAUUUUUUUUUGUUUUAUCCUGUCUUUCGUUCGAAGGUACAGCGAUAUUUUUCGAAUUCAAGCACUACAAACCCAAAAAAGACAUCGUGAGUACGAGAUGUUUCGCAUUCAUGGAACAAGAUGAGUUCAAGCCGGGUCCCGCCUGCAUAGAACUGUAAGUAGUCAGGCUUUGUUUAUAAACGGCGAAGUUUUUAAUUUUUUUGUAGGUCUACUGGUUCCGUGUACUACGACUACCCCCUCAUUAGGGCUCACGAAAUACGCGAGCGCGCGUGAGAUUCGCUGCCCGCGAUGACAGGCUACACGCGGUGGAAGGAGAGAAAUGAGAGACCUUCAUUUUCUCUUCUUCCUCUGUCUCGCCAACGAGUGUCUCUCUUUCCUGUUUUUGCUGUGUCUCCUGUGUCUCGCGGCGAUUUUCCCCCGCGCUCGCGUACUUUCUGCAUCCUAUUAUCCCUGAGAAAGUCUGUUCCAGAAGUUUAGAUUGUGGACAGUGGCGCAUAAUCCCCCACUCGCCGCCCCAACUCUGCUAACUUCUCUUUGUGCACUGCACCCUAUCUCAAUCCCUGGAAAAGGCUUUCUCCGAAGGUAGUCAAGGACCGCUCGUAUUUUACUGAAUCUGCUAGCUUUCAAUUAACAAAGCUAACCGAAUUAACCUGUUCUUUUAGGUAUCAGAAGCCAACAGACUUUCACCGCAAGAGGUUAAAUCUGUUGACGCAAAAACCGCUUUAUCUUCAUGUCACACUCAACAUUCUUGAUGAUUAG